This is a messenger RNA of Rhodofomes roseus, 972 nucleotides long. RefSeq lists its product as uncharacterized. Bases 67 to 861 code for a protein of 264 amino acids. The transcript has 4 exons. The record is from RefSeq and is a predicted model, not a curated record. NCBI's taxonomy places the organism in Eukaryota, Fungi, Basidiomycota, Agaricomycetes, Polyporales, Fomitopsidaceae.
GUGCGACCGCCCGUAUCGAGGCUAGCGAACACUGUCAUCACACCCCUGGGGUACAAGUCUUGCACAAUGUCGACGCCAAAGUCCAGCUUCGAAUCGUUGAUAUCGACUACUAGUAUCGCUGACGAUGCUCACCUUCACGCCGCGCUUUCGAAGUAUUUUUAUCCAAUAUUUGACACACUACCCGCCAAGUGCUCACGGUCCAUAACUGCCGCACUCCAGUCGACGGAGAAAGAAUACCAGCUUAUACGGGGUCUUGUGGCUGAAGUCGACCUCGAAGGACGAAAGCGAAUGUUCGAAACAGAUAUAGAAGCUGCAGAGGCUUCCCAGGAUCUCGCCGUCUGGACGGCCACCGAAAAGAAGUGGGCGACUGCAGUGGGCGGCUGGCUUGUGGCGUUGUGGCAGCUUGGGGUUGAGAAGGGGUGUGAGCGGCCGCUCGUGCGGGAGUGUCUCGUAUUCUGCGAGGAGGUAAUACGUCGCCUGGUACCGCCGCCCGACAUAGCAGAUGAGUGGAAUGUACAUCGUCUCGAUAUAUGCAUCAAGGACAGCACGAACUAUGCGGUGUUCCUGCAUUACGAUUGUCCCCUGGCUCACGGUCUGGCGUGGCUGUGGAUGGAGCUACUCGCUGAGGCAUUGGUCUCGGGGGACUCCGAGCUCCCUUUUGUCCGGGAUGCUGUCGCAUAUUUGCAGUGGUCGAGCAUAUCCCGCAUAGUGCAGGCAUUUCUUGGAGUAUGCAUCACGUUCAACGAAUACAUCGACAUAGAGAUCGACAAUAACGCGAUUGAAUUCAGUAUCUUGCAUUGGUCGAAGUGCAAGACACAAAAGCUACCUGAACUUCGACUCCCUCGUUGGCCGCCUGCCUAGCUUGAAAGAUAACCUCCUGCACGUGACUCGCAAGAGAGUUUGUGACAACGCGCGGAGCCGGGUCCUCCGAAUUCAGUGGGAUGCAGCUGCAGCGAUCUACAGCAAGUGGGG